UCAGAUAAAUAUCACACAGAGUCAAGCCGCUCUUCAUUUUUCAAAAAGACGAGACCACAACAGGUGGCACAAAGAAACAUGGCUCCAUCGCUUCUUGCAGCAGCAGGGGGACUUCUGUUACUUUUCUCCUUCUCUUCGGCACAAAUCAGAGGCGACAACCUUGUCUCUUGCAAUCAGAAUGACGGCUUUGGAAUGUACUGCCCUACUACAUGUGGAGUGUCUGACUACAUGCUGAGAUAUAUGCCAGGGGUGAACAAGGAUUUAGAUGAUAUGCAAUAUGAACUAGAAAACAUCGCCAAUUUGACCAAGGGGGCUGAAGAAACAGUCGUCUACAUGAAAGACUCUGCGACUUCAGCUCAAAAGAGUUCCCCUUCAGACUCGUACUUCAAAAAGUCAUCAAGUAUGCUGGAUGACAUUGUUAGAUAUGAAAAGACCAUCAUCGCACAGGAACAACAGCUCUUUGAAAUUCAAAGUUUAUUAUCAGCCAAUGAGAGGAGAAUGGCGGAACUGAAACAAAUCUCCAUUCAGCUGCAGCAGAAAUGCAGCGAGCCCUGCAGAGACACGGUGGAGAUCAAGACCACUACAGGCACAGAUUGUCAGGAUGUUGCCAACAAAGGUGCCACCACCAGCGGUCUGUACUAUGUGAAGCCUGCACAGGCCACUGAGCAGUUCCUGGUCUACUGUGAGAUCGACAGCUUCGGACGCGGCUUCACAGUUGUACAGAGGAGACGUGAUGGCAGCGUGGACUUCAACAAAGACUGGAUCCAGUACAAGAAUGGUUUUGGUUACCUCUCACCAGACGACACCACAGAGUUCUGGCUUGGAAACGAAAAGAUUCAUCAGCUGACGGCCGGAGUGACCAUCCCUACCGUGCUGAGGAUAGAGCUUGUGGACUGGGAGGGCAACACAAGAUAUGCUGACUACACCAUGUUCAGAGUGGGGCCAGAGGUCGACAACUACCGUCUCACUUAUGGCUUCUACCUCGGUGGAGAUGCUGGAGAUGCUUUUGAUGGUGUUGACUUAGGCGACGAUCCAAGCGACAAGUUCUACACGUCUCACAACGGCAUGCUGUUCAGUACUUCCGACAAGGACAACGACAAGUUUGACGGCAACUGUGCUAUGCAGGACGGCUCUGGCUGGUGGAUGAACAGAUGUCACGCUGCACAUUUGAAUGGAAAAUACUACCAGGGUGGCAGGUACACCGAAAAGGAUGCCGGCGAGUUCGGCUAUGACAACGGCAUCACUUGGCUCACAUGGCACAACCGCUGGUACUCCCUGAAGGAGACCACCAUGAAGCUCAUCCCCCUCAGCCGCAUCACAGCAGGAGGUGGACAACAGGCUGGAGUCAAACAGUUCGGUGGACUUUCUUAAACAGUAAAAUAAUAUAUUUGCGGUCUGAUUAGGCUGUAACGGAGGUGUUCGGCACAACAGCACUGAAACUGCCUAAUAUGGAAAUAACAAUGCUCCAUGAGAAAAUCUGUGACAUCAUGAUGUGUCUUGGUGUGACGUGUGCGUGACCUGUCUGUCUUUGGUCUUGUUUUGGGCACUUAAUAAAUGUCUUCCCUUAACAAA
Messenger RNA from Labrus mixtus (cuckoo wrasse), 1572 nucleotides. RefSeq names its product fibrinogen gamma chain (gene fgg). Gene Ontology annotation, molecular function: signaling receptor binding. The record is from RefSeq and is a predicted model, not a curated record. The transcript has 9 exons. Gene Ontology annotation, cellular component: fibrinogen complex. Gene Ontology annotation, biological process: blood coagulation; platelet activation; protein polymerization. NCBI's taxonomy places the organism in Eukaryota, Metazoa, Chordata, Actinopteri, Labriformes, Labridae. The coding region runs from base 79 to 1371 and encodes 430 amino acids.